Molecule: messenger RNA, 372 nt
Organism: Cyphellophora europaea CBS 101466
Lineage: Eukaryota; Fungi; Ascomycota; Eurotiomycetes; Chaetothyriales; Cyphellophoraceae
Exons: 1
Coding region: 1-372 (123 amino acids)
Biological process (GO): termination of RNA polymerase I transcription; DNA-templated transcription
Cellular component (GO): RNA polymerase I complex
Molecular function (GO): nucleic acid binding; zinc ion binding; DNA-directed RNA polymerase activity
Source: RefSeq, a predicted model, not a curated record
AUGGUCGCCAUUGGCAGCUUGCUCUUCUGCGAUGCCUGUGGGUCACUCUUGCCACGAGUGAUCCCAGGCGAGAAUGCGAACGAUAUGAUCAAAUGCGAUGAUUGCUCUCAAUACACCAAAGACACAUCGUCAAAAGUCGUCAUGUCCAAAUCCAAACCCAGUGCGUUUCCGUCUAGUCUGCGCGACAAGCUCUCCGACGUGCAGAACGUCAAUACAGAGGAGCUCCAGGUUGAAGCAGUCAUAGCCAAGACCUGCCCCGAUUGCGGGAGGAAGGAGAUGUUUUAUCACACCAAGCAACUGCGCAGCGCUGACGAGGGUACUACUGUUUUCUACCGAUGCGAGUGUGGCUACAAGGAAGUUCAGAACAACUGA